This is a messenger RNA of Diachasma alloeum, 4030 nucleotides long. RefSeq lists its product as uncharacterized. Gene Ontology annotation, biological process: tricarboxylic acid cycle; succinyl-CoA metabolic process. Gene Ontology annotation, cellular component: mitochondrion; succinate-CoA ligase complex. The record is from RefSeq and is a predicted model, not a curated record. Gene Ontology annotation, molecular function: succinate-CoA ligase (ADP-forming) activity; metal ion binding; ATP binding. Lineage: Eukaryota; Metazoa; Arthropoda; Insecta; Hymenoptera; Braconidae. The transcript is spliced from 15 exons. The coding region runs from base 16 to 2928 and encodes 970 amino acids.
GAGAAAUCAAUCGCGAUGCACUUCGCUCGUGCGUUGACCGCGCUCAAUGGCCUGGCUCGCUGCAUCCAAAAGCAACAAUUGUUGGAGGGUCGAAAAGUCGUGCGGGAGCACAUAAGACGGCUGAAUGUUCACGAGCACGUGGCGUACACCCUCUUGAGCCAGGCGGGUAUACCUACGCCACCUUUCAAAGUCGCGAAAACGCCGGCGGAAGCUGGGGAACACGCAAAGAGUCUUGACACGAGGGAUAUUGUGUUGAAAGCGCAGGUUUUGACUGGCGGCAGGGGAAAGGGCAAUUUCAAGGGGAGUGACAUUGGUGGAGUCGUGGUUUGUGAUACGCCGGAACAAGCUCUCGCGAGUGCCGAAAAAAUGAUCGGAAAAUUUCUAGUGACAAAACAGUCAGGACCGGAGGGAAAAAUCUGCAACACAGUGAUGAUCACGACCCGAAUGUUCCCCCGGAAGGAGUUCUAUCUCGCUGUGAUGAUGGAAAGAACCUUUGGCGGCCCGGUGGUCAUAAUAUCGACUGAGGGCGGUGUGAACAUUGAGGACACGGCUGCAAGUCGUCCGGAUGCCAUCGCUUAUUUCCCGAUCGAUAUUGAGAGGGGAAUUUGCCAGGAUGAGGCGCGAAAAAUCGCCGAAAAACUCGGGCUCGAGGAGAAGGGGGAGACGGCGGUCGCGGGGAUGAUUACCAAUCUUUUCAAACUUUUUGUUGAGAAAGAUGCUCUUCUUCUGGAGAUCAAUCCGUUGGUUGAGGACAUUUGUGGGGACUAUUACGCAUUGGACUGUAAAUGUAAUUUCGACGACAGUGCAGAGUUCCGCCAGAAGGAGCUAUUCGCCCUGCGAGACCCCUCGCAGAAAGACCCCAGUGAGUCCCAAGCGGAGAAAUUCAACCUGAAUUACAUCCCUUUGGAUGGGAAUAUCGCAUGCAUGGUGAAUGGUGCGGGUCUAGCGAUGGCUACGAUGGACAUAAUAAAACUCAGUGGGGGAGAGCCUGCGAAUUUCCUGGACGUCGGCGGCGGAGCAACUGCGGAGACAGUUAAAGAAGCCUUCAAGAUCAUCUCCGCUGACGCCAAAGUUGACGCAAUUUUCGUUAAUAUUUUCGGAGGAAUCAUGAGGUGCGAUAUAAUAGCGGAAGGUAUUAUUAAAGCCACUAAGGAGUUGGACUUGAAAAUUCCAGUCGUAGCGAGAUUACAGGGAACGAACGUAAAGGAGGCGCGCAAAUUAAUCCAAGAAGCUAAACUCAAAAUCAUUCCUAUAGACGACAUGACCGAGGCUGCUGAGGCCUCCGUGAAGGUCGCCAAAAUGCUGCAGCUAGCGAGAUCCAUGAAUCUCGAUAUCAACAUCACAUUGAGAGCAGAUAAAGCCAAAGAUGAUAGCUGUGAUAAGAAACGUUCAAUGUGUUCCACUAAGUCAAAUUACCUCGUUCAUACUCCAAUUAACAAACCAUCAAGGCAUUCCUCGACAUUUAAAUCCGUCAGGCAAGUGCCAACUGUUCUCCUGACGUCACAAACUCGCAAUAGCGAGGGAAAUACACGUCAUUGGUUAAAACAAGCCGCAGUCCAUUGCCAUCGGCGUAGAAAGAUGGCUACCAUGUUGUCCCGGACGAUAUCAAUUGCCGAGAAUUUGGCACGUUUUAACGGCCCAAAGAUCUUAGCAUGCAAAAAUGGUCUGGCGAAGCACCCAGUGAGGAAUUUAAAUGUCCACGAGCACAUAAGUUACAGUCUCCUCAAUGAAGCCGGUAUUCCUACCCCAAAGUUUGGAGUCGCCAAGACUCCGGAGGAGGCGGCCAAAUAUGCUGCCGAGCUCAAUACCAAGGAUAUUGUGCUGAAGGCGCAGGUAUUGGCGGGUGGUCGAGGCAAAGGACACUUCAAGGACAGCACCGUCCCGGGUGUUAAAAUGUGUGAAACGCCAGAGGAGGCUAAAGCUCUUGCUGCCCAGAUGUUAGGAAAAUUAUUAAUAACUAAGCAGACUGGUGAGGGUGGUAGAAUAUGCAAUGCUGUGAUGGUUGCCCAGAGGAUGUUCCCAAGGAAAGAAUACUACCUCGCUGUCAUGAUGGAACGAGCAUUUGGUGGGCCUGUGAUAAUAGCCUCCAGUCAGGGAGGUGUCAACAUCGAGGAGGUAGCAGCUACAAAUCCCAGUGCCAUCAUGUACGAGCCAAUUGACAUCCAGAAAGGCAUAACUAAGGAACAGGCUGAACGCAUUGCUGAGAAACUUGGCCUUGGAAAUGUCAAGGAUUACAUCGGUAAAAUUAUCCUCAAUCUCUACGACAUGUUCCUGAAGAAGGAUGCACUAUUGCUGGAAGUCAACCCACUUGCCGAGGAUAUUCAGGGAAAUUAUUUUGCAUUAGACUGCAAAUGUAGAUUCGACGACAACGCAGAGUUCAGACAGAAGGAGCUGUUUAGCCUUCGUGAUUGGAGCCAAGAGGACCCCAAGGAGGUGGAGGCAGCCAAAUUCGACCUCAACUACAUUGCUCUCGAUGGAAACAUCGGUUGCAUGGUGAAUGGAGCUGGUUUAGCUAUGGCAACCAUGGACAUCAUCAAGCUCCAUGGUGGUGAGCCUGCCAAUUUUUUGGACGUUGGUGGUGGCGCCACAGCUUCAGCUGUCAAGGAGGCCUUCAAAAUCAUUACUUCUGAUCCUGGGGUUCACGCACUGCUCGUCAACAUCUUCGGUGGCAUAAUGAGGUGUGACGUAAUCGCCGAAGGUAUCAUAGCAGCAACAAAGGAGCUUGACCUUAAAAUUCCAGUUGUCGUUCGGUUACAGGGAACGAACGUUGAUGAAGCUAAAGCUCUGAUCGCAAACGCCGGCCUGAAGAUAGUCCCAGUGGACGAUCUGGACGAGGCGGCACGUGUGGCUGUGAAACUAUCUACAAUCGUCAAACUCGCCCAUUCAGCUAAUCUAAGUGUCAACUUUGAAAUACCACCAAUCUCGUAGAUCCCAUUAAACGGAUUAAGUCAAUUCUGUUUGUCUCCAUUUAGAGUCGCCAAAAAAAAACAAGAAAUUGAAAACUAAAAUAUAUGUCAAUGGGUGUUCAACAGAAGGAAAAAACGUUUGAAAGUGAUCUACUAGCAUCAACUUGCUGAUUAUUUUCUCAACAUCACGUCUCUGCUUCUCUGUCGAUUUUACCUCUCUAAAUAUUUAUGAUAAUUAUUGAAAACAGAAGGAAUGCGGUUGACGUCUGUUAUGCAAUGAAAAUACGCUAAAGUACAUGUAGGUAGUAUAAUUGAUUAAACAAUCUGAGGAAGUGAUUACAAUGCUGAGCAUCGGAAACCACUAAUUCACAUUAAAGUGCAGGCAAAAUUACUAUUGAAUAUGUAUUCGUUUUACUCUCACGCAUGAAAAUUUUUUUUUUGAAAAUCUAGAGAAUUAGCUAGAAAAUUUUAUUGAAUUUCUAUUGAACUCCUAUGGAAAAAGUCGAUAGGAUUUGACUCUCCAAGUUUUGAAGUUUGAUUUUUUUACGAGAGGAGAACGAAAAAGGAGUGAAAAAAAAACUUUAAAUUUCGAAAAUAUUUCACUAAAAAGAGGUUUACAGAAAGACCAAAUUCUGCAGAUUUUUUCUAUUGAAAUUUUUGAAUAGAAUCGUCAAGACACUAAUAGAAUUUUCGAUAGCAUUGUAAUAGAAAUCCAAUAGAAAUUGUCAGCCAAUUCGUCAGGAUUUUCUAUAAAUUUUUUUUCGUGCGCAUUGAACCAACAAAUUAUCUCUUUUUAUAAUAAUUUUGAUCUUUUUGGAUCAAGAGAUCUGCGAUUCAGUAUUAAGUUAUGAAAGUAAUUGGUAACAAGAGCAAGAGAAAAUUGUACAUUGAUUCGGUAUUUGCACAUGGAGUGGAAACUGGUGGAAUUUAUUGUUCAGCGAGUCUUCCACUCCAUCGUCCACGUCAAUAACUGAAUCAUUCUGAUUCUUUAACGGGUGAGUUUAAACGAGAUUAAUGUAACCACUGCAAUCGAAAUUGUAUUUUAGCCUGUCCAAUGUAACAUAAACUAUCCAUGUAAUACAUAUAAAUUAUUUUACAUAAAUUAUUGCUUUAUUUCCAUUCUA